Messenger RNA from Physcomitrium patens, 2256 nucleotides. RefSeq names its product mannose-1-phosphate guanylyltransferase 1. NCBI's taxonomy places the organism in Eukaryota, Viridiplantae, Streptophyta, Bryopsida, Funariales, Funariaceae. The record is from RefSeq and is a predicted model, not a curated record. Gene Ontology annotation, biological process: GDP-mannose biosynthetic process. Gene Ontology annotation, molecular function: GTP binding; mannose-1-phosphate guanylyltransferase (GTP) activity.
CUCUCCACAUCGCCAACGUUUCUCGUUGCGCUCCCUCGCCAUUCGCCUCUCACCGAUCACGAGCCUCAUCCUGCGACCCCCACCACCAUCCGUCGUUGUGUGCGCAGUGAAGUGCCCUGCUUCGUGCUUUUGUUGGGGGCGCGAAGGAUCCGGAGGGAUUGCUGGGUUUGUUUGUGAGUGAAUCUGGGGUUGGUAAGUUGGAUCGAGAGAGGGAAAUUGUGAUCUGAGAGUAUGAGAGUGAAGUGCCUGGGGAUUUAAGUCGCAUCGAGUAGAUUUGGGUGGUGUUUUGUUCCUUGGGUCGGGAUUUGUUGUUGAGGAGGGUCUGGGUGUUGUUCAUAGGAGUGGAAUUGUGAGCGGAUUGUUUAGCCUUUGACGACGCUUCCUGUGCGGAUUCGGGUAGUUGGGUAUCUGUGAAGUGGUGUUUUGGAAGUGUUCUCGAAGGAGGGGGAUUCGCGGAGUUGCCUGUGGUGGUUUUUUGGACCACUAAUUGCCCUCCGUCACCAUGAAGGCCUUGAUUUUGGUCGGUGGUUUCGGUACCAGACUGAGGCCACUCACUUUGAGUGUACCUAAACCCCUGGUGGAUUUCGCCAACAAGCCCAUGAUUCUUCAUCAGAUUGAAGCUUUAAAAGCAGUCGGAGUGGACGAGGUCGUUUUGGCCAUCAAUUACCAGCCCGAGGUGAUGAUGAACUUUCUGAGAGAUUUUGAGAAGAGCCUUGGCAUCAAGAUUACGUGCUCUCAGGAGACCGAGCCCAUGGGCACAGCAGGUCCUCUUGCAUUGGCAAGGGACAAGCUUGAUGAUGGCUCUGGUGAAUCGUUCUUUGUGUUAAAUUCUGACGUUAUCAGUGAAUAUCCUCUGAGGCAAAUGAUCGAUUUCCAUAAGAAACACGGUGGCGAGGCUACCAUCAUGGUCACUAAGGUCGACGAGCCUUCGAAGUACGGAGUGGUGGUAAUGGAUGAGUCAAAUGGUUGUGUUGAAAGAUUUGUUGAAAAGCCUCAGCAGUUUGUGGGCAACAAGAUCAAUGCAGGAAUUUACCUUCUGAGUCCGAGAACUUUGGAUAGAAUUGAACUCCGUCCCACCUCCAUCGAGAAGGAAGUGUUCCCCAAAAUUUCUGCAGAGAAGAGUUUGUUCGCUAUGGUCUUGCCAGGAUUCUGGAUGGAUAUCGGCCAGCCCCGGGACUACAAUACUGGCCUCCGACUCUACCUUGACUCUCUGCGGAAGAAGGCUCCUGAAAAGUUAGCCUCAGGAUCCACAUUCUUGGGCAACGUAAUCGUCGACGAGAGCGCCAAGAUUGGGGAGGGUUGUCUGAUCGGUCCGGACGUAUCAAUUGGGCAGGGUUGCACGAUUGAAGCAGGCGUACGUCUCUCCCGCUGCACAAUCAUGCGGGGUGUGCGCGUGAAGAAGCACGCCUGCAUUUCGGGGAGCAUCAUAGGGUGGCACUGCACCAUCGGCCAGUGGGCCAGAAUUGAAAACAUGACCGUGCUAGGAGAAGACGUACGCGUCUCAGAUGAGAUCUUCACCAACGGAGGAGUCGUGCUACCGCACAAGGAAAUCAAGGCCUCCAUCUUGAAGCCUGAGAUUGUCAUGUGAUUGCGCCUCUCAACUUGAAACCGCACAAAAAUCUCAUGAAAUCUGAAAUCCUCCUCUCAAUCAGGAGCUUGGCUGUUGUCAACUUUCCCAUAUAAGGUUUCUUUCUUAUUGGACAAGAUACUUAAGCCGUUUGCAGCACCAGCACCAGCACCAGCACCAGCAGCCCUGAAGAGCACCGAAACUUAUUUAUUGAUCAUGGUUCCUAACGUGAUUUGAGGGCUAAUUUUUUUGUCAUAUACGGACAGGUGAUACACACCUACAAGAGAAGUCGAUUCACCAGAGAGUGGCAUAGUGUGGAGACUCUGACUUAGCUAGUAAGAAGAUAGAUCAGUGAGACGGUGGUACUGUAGGUUGUUAGUUUUUCACCGUGCCUAGUGCUUUACCGAGUGAGGCAAUGUGCGGGUAGUGGACAUGGAAGGAGAGGAAAUUGCUUAACAUUGGGAUUCUGAAUAAGAAGAAGGAAGACACGAGCAGAUGCAGAUAGAUAACGUCACACGAAUGAUCAGAUCAGACACACGAUGGUGGGUAUGUCUAGUAUGAUUUUUUUUUUUAUGGGACCUGUUACUUCUAGGUGACUCGAGUUGGCACCACCGCUUGGGUUUUGUAUUAACAGAUGCUUUCAUUUGACUUGAAGUUUUACGCUUCCAUGCAUUCUGCUUCUUCCUUAA